ACUCCAUGUUUCACUACUCUAUGUUUGUCUAUCCACCAUUCAUAUUCCCAGCCCAACCUUACGAAGUGAGCGAACGCACACGACUGGCGUCACCAAAACCAUGUCCAGCAAUUCCGAUUGCUGUAUUUCACUCCUUCACGUGUCCAGCCACGCAUCCAACAAUCACCCAACUAUCAUUCGCUCACUCACUCUCCACGUACAACAUGACUAACAACAACCACCUCGCCAUUCACAUUCUGCCAAUUACUUCUACCAUCCUUCACCUUCUGCGGCCACCAAAAUGAGAACCCACAGAAGCUCCUUCGAUACCGGCACAUGCCAGACCAAGACUCCGAGGCAUACCGCAAGCAGGUCCAAACUCAUAUCCAGGAUCUGAUGUCUGGCAACCGACCACGAGAUCCUCAGCUCGCUGCCGCUACUACAGGCAGACUUGUCCUGGAAGGCGUCGUUGAAGCGGUGAAGAUGUAUCGUGAGCACAAACAGGAAACAAAAGAGCAAGGGAAGAAGGAUGGGGAACGACACGGCCACAAGUCGAAAGACGGACAUCAUGGGGGAUCACGGGAAGGGCAUGGUCACCGGUCGGGGGAAAGGAAACAUCGCCAUGGGUCAGGAGAAAGACAUCACCAUCGGUCUAAGGAGCGACGGAAAAGAAGUGGUAGUCGAGAGCGGCAAAAAAACGACCGUGAAAUCGUAGACCCAGUCAGAGAAGGACGUAACGACGACGACUCUCGUUUCGUGAUGACCGGUGGCGCAGGAGCACCUAGCACCCAGCCCACCUCUAUUCACAACGCUGAACACCGUGCAAGAUCUCCCCCACGUCGAGAGAGACCCGUCACGCCCGCUGGUCAAGUAGGUGCCUCUCACUCUCCAACUCAGCCACGAAUCGGUCCUGACGGAACAUCAUUCGGCGACUUGCCAAGAUUCAAGAUGAAGAAAGGCCCAGCAAUGGGCUUCGUAGCACAUGCUAUGAACACCUACCGACACGUGAAAGCUGAGCAAGAGGCGGGGUUGCGGUCCAAGGGGAUGCUCGAGAAGCAUGUGGAUGGUUGGAGAGAGAAGAGGGGUGGUGCGAAGCCCGCGGAUAGCCAGAAGAUUCGAAAAGGAGGUCAGGGUGGGAAGGAUGAUCGGGAGGAUGAUGAGCCUGCGGCGAGGGAUUGGGAGAAGAUUAGGGUUAGUGGUCCUGGGAUGAGAGGAGGAGAUAGAGAUGGAAGGCUUCGCGGGUCUCAGGAGCAGACAGGAGGAACAGGGAAGGUUGGACGGCAGGCUGCUCCACCGACUUCGACUUCGUCGCCAGCAUAUCAAACCAUAUCGCAGCCUCGCUCUCCCACUCCGUUUCAUGGGCCACCACCGAUCACUGUCACACCCCCUAGUGUACAGCAGACGUUUGCAGACUCCCCGAUUCCAUCGGCGCCAUCUUAUCCGCCGCAGUCAUUCCAUGCUCCUCAGCCUGCACCGACUCCUGCGAGCUUCUCUGCUCCUUCUCAUUCACCUUCCAUACCAGUGCCGCCACCAAUGCCUCCUAUGCCACAAGCCUCGCCCCUUCCACCUCCACCCCCACCUCCUGCCCCCUCGCGUGCGCCAAAUCCACCCAGCAACCAGCACGCAACCCUCUUCUCAGCAAUCCGCGGCGGCACAAACCUCCGCAAAGUCCCCACUUCAGAGCAAAAAGACAACAGCUCAGCAAAAGAAACAGGCAAACCCAUCUACCCAGAAACACCGCACAGCCACGACGUCGAAGCCCAAGAACACGCGCAAGAUACCGAGGAGCAGGAGAGAGACCAAGCAGAAAGUAAGUGCCUGCCAUACAAACCAGAGGUGCGACGGUUGUUGACGUAUAGUUGGUUCGAGCCGGAGGAUGAGUGCGGGGGCUUGGAGUGAGGAUGGAGAUGGAGAUGGGCUGAGGAGUUAUACGAUUCCUGACCGAGGGUUUCGGCAGAGGUUGGGGGAGGCGUUGGGGGGUCCUCUUCGGAGAACGGAUUCAGGUGAGUUUUUGAGAGGUGGGAUUGCUGGGUGAGGAGGUCCGACUGACGGUAUCGCAGAGCGCAUUAGUGGUUAGUGGGUGGGAGAGUUCUUCUAGACGGGUCUGUGAAGGUGCCUAGUGACUGAUGGUUGAGAGCAGAUACUACGUCCACCUGCUCUUCAGCUCGGACGAGCAUUGAGGAUAUCGACGUGUUCGGGGGUUUGGCUGCGCAUGUUGGAGCUCCCACAUGGAACUAGGAGGGUCUACGAAGCGACGAUGGCUGAAAGCACAGUGGAUAGACAUAUUUACUACAUGAUCAA
Molecule: messenger RNA, 2280 nt
Organism: Dothidotthia symphoricarpi CBS 119687
Lineage: Eukaryota; Fungi; Ascomycota; Dothideomycetes; Pleosporales; Dothidotthiaceae
Exons: 1
Coding region: 316-1878 (520 amino acids)
Molecular function (GO): actin binding
Source: RefSeq, a predicted model, not a curated record